UUGAAACAUGAAGUACAUUUAUAAGGAAGCCAAGGAAAAACUGGACACUGUCGGUAGGAGAAAAUGUUUCUAAGGUAUGUAGCGUAAUUUCUUUUUUUGUAGAAAAGUGUUUUGGAGAAGUUAGGCCAUCGCAGAGAGAGGUGAUUUAUGGGCUGAGUGAGCUGUGACUUACAUCAAAAACGAGUCUCUCUGGGGAGAGAGAGGAGAAGACCACUGCCUCUAAAAUGAGUCUCUCUGGGGAGAGAGAGGAGGAGACCACUGCCUCUAAAAUGAGUCUCUCUGGGGAGACAGAGGGGGGGACCACUGCCUCUAAAAUGAGUCUCUCUGGGGAGACAGAGGAGGGGACCACUGCUUCUAAAACAAGUCUCUCUGGGGAGACAGAGGAGGAGACCACUGCCUCUAAAAUGACUCUCGACACCAGUUCAAAGAGUGUCCAGAAGCCCAGAGCAGAGUCACCUACAACCAGCCUGCUAUCAAUGAAGAGUGAUCAGCCACCUGCUUUCAGCCAGGAACCAUUGCCAGAUGACAAUAAGGAAGUGGAGAGUUUGGACAGUGAGGAUGUAUUAAAGAUCACACACAACCUUCUGGACAGAAGAAGUCAAACUCUGCUGACAGUCCAACAAGACAUCAAGGCUAAACUGAAACACAAGUAUCAACACAUAUCUGAAGGAAUUGGACACCAUGGAAACCAAAGUCUGUUCAAAGACAUCUACACAGAGCUCUACAUCACAGAGGGUGGAAGUGGAGGGCUCAAUAAUGAACAUGAGGUUAGACAGAUAGAGAUGGCAUCCAAGAAACGAACCACACAAGAGACACCAAUCAAAUGCAACGACAUCUUCAAGCCUUUACCUGGACAAGACAAACCUAUCAGAACUGUGCUGACCAAAGGAAUCGCUGGUGUUGGAAAAACAGUCUCUGUGCAGAAGGUCAUCCUUGACUGGGCUGAGGGGAAAGCAAUUCAGGACGUUAAUUUCAUGUUUCCUCUUCCUUUCCGUGAUCUGAACCUGAAAAAGGACCAAUACAGUCUGAUGCAACUUCUUUCCCACUACUUCUCAGAGCUGAAAGAGAUUGACAGCAUUGAAGAUGGUGAAACCAAAACUGUUUUCAUUUUUGAUGGUCUGGAUGAGUGUCGACUUCCUCUAGACUUCAAAAACAAUGAGAAGUGCUGUGAUGUCACGAAGCCAACCUCAGUGGACGUGCUGCUCACAAACCUCAUCAAGGGGAAUUUGCUUCCCUCUGCUGUACUCUGGAUAACUUCACGACCUGCAGCAGCCAAUCAGAUCCCUCCUGAGUGUGUUGACCAGGUGACUGAGGUACGAGGGUUCAAUGAUCCACAGAAGAAGGAGUACUUCAGAAAGAAAAUCACAGAUCAGAAUCUGGCCAAUGAAAUCAUCGAACACAUGAAGACAUCAAGGAGCCUCCACAUCAUGUGCCACAUGCCAGUCUUCUGUUGGAUAUCAGCCACUGUCCUUGAGAUGAUGCUGAAAGAGGCAGAGAAGGAUGAAGUCCCCAAAACUCUGACCCAGAUGUACUCACACUUCAUACUCAUCCAAAUCAUUGCGAAGAACAAGAAGUACAACAAAGCCACAGAGACAAACCCAAAGGAACUGUCUCAGUCAGACAAAGAGAUGAUCCUGAAACUGGCCAAGCUGGCUUUCCAACAGCUGCAGAAGGGCAACCUGAUCUUCUAUGAGGAGGACCUGAGAGAGUGUGGCAUUGACGUCACAGAGGCAUCAGAGUACUCAGCAUUGUGUACAGAGAUCUUUAAAGAAGAAUCGGCACUGUACCAAGAUAAGGUCUACAGCUUUGUGCAUCUGAGCAUUCAGGAGUUUCUAGCAGCAGUGCAUGCUUUAGAAUCAUGUCUGGGCAAGAAGGAAAAUGUUUUCUCCCCCACUAGUGAUGAUGAAGAGAAGGAGUCAAUCCAGUUGUCUGACUUACACAGGACAGCAGUGGACCAGGCCUUGAAGAGUGAGAAUGGACACCUGGACCUGUUCCUCCGCUUCCUUCUGGGUCUCUCACUGGAGUCCAAUCAGAAUCUGUUACGAGGCCUUCUGACACAGACAGGAAGUACAACACAGACCAAUGAGGAAGCAGUUAAGAGAACAGUCAGGUACCUUUCAUACAAGAUCAAGGAGGAAUCCUCACCAGAAAGGAUCAUCAACUUGUUCCACUGUCUGAAUGAACUUGGUGCCAACUCUCUUGUUGAAGACAUGCAGACCUCCCUGCAUUCAGGAACUCUUUCAGAAACAAGACUAAAACCUGACCAAUGUUCAGCCCUGGCCUACCUGUUACUGAUGUCAGAGGAGGUGCUGGAGGAGUUUGACCUGAAGACAUACAACACAUCAGAGGAACGUUAUCAGAGGUUGCUGUCAGUAGUGAAAACCUGCAAGAGAGCACUACUGGAUCACUGUAAACUCACAUAUAAAUCCUGUGAGACUCUGGCCUCAGCUCUGCAGACACCAAACUCUCCGCUGAGAGAACUGGACCUCAGCUACAAUGACCUGGGAGACAGAGGAGUGGAGCUGCUCUGUGUUGGACUAACCAGUCCACUCUGCAACAUACAGACACUAGUACUGGUAGACUGUAAAAUCACAUAUGAAUCCUGUGAGACUCUGGCCUCAGCUCUGCAGACACCAAACUGCCCCCUGAGAGAACUGGAACUCAGCUCCAAUAACCUGGGAGACAGAGGAGUGGAGCUGCUCUGUGUUGGACUAACCAGUCCCCUCUGCAACAUACAGACACUAGUUCUUGGUCAGUGUGGUCUGACAGAGGGUUGCUGUUCAGAUCUGGCCUCAGUCCUGAGUUCACCCAACUCACAACUGAACCAACUGGAGCUGGGAGACAAUGACCUGCAGGACUCAGGAGUUACACUGCUCUCUGCUGGACUGGAGGAUCCAGACUGUAAACUACACACACUGGGGCUGUCUGGCUGUCUGGUCACAGAGGAGGGAUGUGCUGCUCUGUCUUCAGCUCUGAUAUCAAACCCCUCCCACCUGAAAGAGCUGGACCUGAGCUACAAUCACCCAGGAGACUCUGCAGGGGGACUGCUUUCAGCUGCUCUGGUGGAUCCCACAUAUAAACUGAUGAAGCUGAAUGUGGAUCAUGGUGGAGAGUGCAGGCUGAAAUCAGGGCUGAGGAAAUAUGCCUGUUAUCUCACCCUGGACCCAAAUACAGCAAACCCAUAUCUGAUACUGUCUGAGGGGAACAGGAAGGUGACAUUGGUGGAAGAGAAGCAGCGUUAUGAAGACCAUCCAGACAGAUUGGAUCAUCCCCAAGUUCUCUGCAGAGAAGGCUUAUCUGGAGGUCGAUAUUACUGGGAGGUGGAGAGGGAUGGUGACGGGGCUUUCAUUGGUGUGGCGUACCAAGGAAUGAAGAGGAAGGGAGGGGAGAGUGACCGUAGGAUUGGACACAAUAAGGAGUCCUGGUGUUUAGUCUGCCAUGAUAGUGGUUAUAACUUUUACCAUAAUGGAGUCAUCAGAUACAGCCGACCAGAUACUUUUCCUGUUUCUAAGAGAGUUGGGGUGUAUCUGGACUGGCCAGCUGGUACGUUGUCCUUCUAUAGUGUGUCCUCCUCUGGUACAGUGACACACUUCUACACAGAACACACCACAUUCACUGAACCCCUCUAUCCUGGGUUUAUAAUGUACUCCUCCUCCUCAUUGACCCUGUGUCCGAUAGAUGACAAAAACAUUCAGAGAGACCAUGGUGGAGAGAGUUGUAUCAAGCCUGGACCUGAGAACACCAGAGACCAUGGUGGAGAGAGUUGGAUCAAGUCUGGACCUGAGAACACCAGAGACCAUGGUGGAGAGAGUUGGAUCAAGCCUGGACCUGAGAACACCAGAGACCAUGGUGGAGAGAGUUGGACCAAGUCUGGACCUGAGAACACCAGAGACCAUGGUGGAGAGAGUUGGAUCAAGUUUGGACCUGAGAAAUGGAUUCCUCAGAGCUGUAAGACUUGUGACCAUGUUGAGGACUCCACACACUGGCUUCAGAUUGAACCCUUGACUUCCACUGUCCAGGGAGUGACAAUGUUCAGGCACAGGACACCCAGAGGGAGUUAUGAGUGCACAGUGUCUGGGCUCCGCUGGCUGUGUGAGAGAGAUGUCAUUCUGAAGUAUCACUUCAGGAACUGGGAACCCUACAGUCAACUUCUGAAAGACAUGCAGUACACUCAAGGUGGUCCAUUGCUGGACAUCACUAUGGAGUUAGGUGAACUGGAGGAAGUUCAUCUGCCACACUUUGUCUGUUUAGGGACCAACCCUUCCCUGAGGAAUGAGAUGAAGAUUCUUCAUGUAGAGGAACAUGGAGUGUCUUUAGAGGAAGUGCAUGAGGUCACCAGAUUCCAUGCUAAGAUUCUCCAUCCCAAGUUCUCACCUAUCUCUGUUAUAUGGAAAUCACUGUCUCGUAAGAAAGAUGUCCACUGUGACGUGGUCCUCUACAUGGCAGUAAAAAGGUCAACAGUCAUUUCAAGGCUGUACCUGCUCCUCAGAAACUCCAGUCAGAAAGAGGCUGUUCAGGAACGGGAGAAAAACCAGGUGUCCAAAGGAUUUUCAGAAUUCGUCCUGUCAAGUCCAAACGGGUCCUUAAAGCUGAACAGUUGGUUUGCGUUCAAGAAUCCCCGCUCCACUUCCAUCAAUCCAGAGAAGAUUCAGCUGUUACCUGCAGACACCACACCAAGCUGUUGUCAGAUGAUAAUGGGAAACACAGGGGUGGACAUUGAGAUGGAGUUAAUCGGGGAUGAUGAGAGAACAGUAUGGAAAUCAGUGGUAUCAAAAGAUGUGUACAGCAACGACUCUCAUUCAACGACAUUAACACUCCUUGGGAUUCCUGCUGAGGAGUUUCUUCAGAAACACAGGGCUGAACUCAUUCAGGGAGUCAAAAACACAAAGCCAAUAGCAGAUGUUCUGCGGUCAAAGUACAUGAUUGGUGAUGAAGAGUACUCCAGAAUAAAAGCCGAAACAACUGAACAGGAGCGAAUGAGAGAACUACUGAACGCAGUCCUCCCUAAAGGACCAGAAGUGAUGGGAGCUUGUCUCAAAGCUCUCAGUGAACAUGAACACCAUCUUGUUAAGUUCUUGAGUGAAUCGAGCACCUAAUCUGAAGAUGCUGAGGCCUGUCUCCUAGUCUGUGGACAAAGACACUUCUCCACCUAAUCUGAAGAUACUGAGGCCUGUCUCCUAGUCUGUGGACAAAGACACUUCUCCACCUAAUCUGAAGAUGCUGAGGCCUGUCUCCUAGUCUGUGGACAAAGACACUUCUCCACCUA
Molecule: messenger RNA, 5266 nt
Organism: Oncorhynchus masou masou (cherry salmon)
Lineage: Eukaryota; Metazoa; Chordata; Actinopteri; Salmoniformes; Salmonidae
Product: NACHT, LRR and PYD domains-containing protein 5-like
Exons: 20
Coding region: 225-5096 (1623 amino acids)
Biological process (GO): intracellular signal transduction; regulation of apoptotic process
Molecular function (GO): protein binding
Source: RefSeq, a predicted model, not a curated record